Messenger RNA from Cinara cedri, 348 nucleotides. Lineage: Eukaryota; Metazoa; Arthropoda; Insecta; Hemiptera; Aphididae. The record is from the annotation of a GenBank genome assembly.
AUGCCGAACCCUCAUCUGCCGUCAGAGGAAAACAAAUCCGUUGCGGAAAAUUGGUGCUACACACAAGUAGAUGCAGUAAAAUUGAGUUUUAUGUGGAGGAUCAACAAUUUUAGUUUGUGUAAAAAAAUGUGUGACGUUUUAAAAUCAUCCGCGUUUUCGUCUGCCGUAAACAGCAAACUAAAAUGGUGUUUGCAAACAAGUCCUAAAGAGUUAGACGAAGAAAGUAAAGAUUACCUGUCAUAUUUUUUACAAGUUUCAUACAACAAAACUGAGGUUGGAGUAAAAUUCAAAUUUUCAUUUUUAAACGCCAAACGGGAAGAAACCAUAAGGUCAUCAAAUUCGUCUUAG